Messenger RNA from Penicillium coprophilum, 1938 nucleotides. RefSeq names its product 5-aminolevulinic acid synthase HemA (gene hemA). Bases 1 to 1938 code for a protein of 645 amino acids. Gene Ontology annotation, cellular component: mitochondrion. Gene Ontology annotation, biological process: heme biosynthetic process. Gene Ontology annotation, molecular function: pyridoxal phosphate binding; 5-aminolevulinate synthase activity. Lineage: Eukaryota; Fungi; Ascomycota; Eurotiomycetes; Eurotiales; Aspergillaceae. The transcript has 2 exons. The record is from RefSeq and is a predicted model, not a curated record.
AUGGAGGCUCUACUGCAGCAGUCUCGCACUAUGUGCCCUUUCCUCAAGCGCACAUCCCCCACCACCCUCCGUACUCUGUCAACCGCUACUCGUCCUAGCACCAGCCCAGGAGGUGGAACCAUGUCCAACCUGCAGGUUCUGGGCCGCCGCUGCCCAGUCAUGAGCAAGGCUCUGGCGGUUCAGAGUGCCCGUCUCAGCGGCAGCAAGCGCUUCACCUCGCGUGCCGCCGGUGUCGCCGCAUUCCAGACUGUGCGGGUUCCGACUGCCAAGCGGGCAUUGCACAACACCAGUGGGCAUCCCGCAAGUCUCGCCUCUGGCGGAUACGAGAAAACCGAGCGAGGAAACCCUAACUUGGUCAAUCCGCUCCGCGCGUCCUCUGCCGCCCCCGGCCAUGCCGGCACUGCGGUCCGCGGUCCCCGCCCAGAAGCCCCAACCAACGAAAAGUUCAACUACGAUGGUUUCUACAACGUGGAAUUGGAGAAGAAGCACAAGGACAAGUCUUAUCGCUACUUCAAUAAUAUCAACCGUCUCGCCAAAGAAUUCCCUCGGGCCCACACUGCCUCUGUCGAGGAGCGUGUGACUGUCUGGUGCUCAAAUGACUACCUUGGCAUGGGUCGUAACCCCCAAGUCUUGGACUCCAUGCACAAGACUUUGGACACCUAUGGAGCUGGUGCAGGUGGCACUCGCAAUAUCUCGGGUCAUAACCAGCAUGCUGUCGCCCUUGAGGAUACCCUUGCCAAGUUGCACGGAAAGGAGGCCGCAUUGGUCUUCAGCUCCUGCUACGUGGCUAACGAUGCGACUCUAGCAACACUAGGCAGCAAAAUGCCCGAUUGUGUCAUCCUCUCGGAUAGUCUGAACCAUGCUUCAAUGAUCCAGGGUAUUCGCCACUCUGGCGCGAAGAAAAUGGUUUUCAAGCACAAUGAUAUGGAAGACCUCGAAGCCAAGUUGGCCUCAUUGCCUUUGAGUACUCCCAAGAUUAUUGCCUUUGAAUCCGUAUACAGUAUGUGCGGAUCCAUUGCCCCUAUUGAAAAAAUCUGUGAUCUCGCCGACAAAUACGGUGCUAUCACUUUCUUGGAUGAGGUCCAUGCCGUGGGAAUGUACGGCCCACACGGAGCUGGAGUUGCUGAGCAUCUCGAUUACGAUGCAUACGCAUCGCAGGACACAGCUUCACCUCAAAGCACCAAGGGCACAGUUCAAGACCGAAUUGACAUUAUCACCGGUACCUUGGGCAAGGCCUACGGCUGUGUCGGUGGAUAUAUCGCAGGCUCGGCAGCAAUGGUCGAUACCAUUCGCUCCCUUGCUCCCGGCUUCAUCUUUACCACUUCGCUCCCACCAGCGACUAUGGCUGGUGCGGAUGCUGCCAUCCAAUACCAGUCCCAGGAACCCCGGGAUCGAGUCCUCCAGCAACUCCACACCCGUGCAGUCAAGACCGCCCUCAGUGAUCUGGAUAUUCCUGUCAUCCCCAACCCUUCACACAUCGUUCCCCUCCUGGUCGGUGAUGCCGAGCUGGCCAAGCAGGCUUCCGACAAACUUCUCGAGGAGCACAACAUCUACGUGCAGGCCAUCAACUACCCCACCGUACCCCGCGGUGAGGAGCGUCUGCGCAUCACUCCCACUCCAGGCCACACAAAGCCCCUGCGUGACCACCUCGUGCAAGCUCUGCAGACCGUUUGGAACGACCUAGGCCUCAAGCGCACUAGCGAUUGGAAGAAGCAGGGCGGUUUCGUUGGCGUUGGCGUUGAAGGCGCCGAGGCCGCCAACCUGCCCAUCUGGGAGGACGCCCAGCUGGGUCUGCAGUCUGGCGAGACCCUUGAGGGCGCUGUUGCUCGUGAAUUCAACCACGCUGCUGCCCAUGCCCCCGUGCCCCUGAAGGCUGCUACCCCUCUGACCGAGAAGGCUUACUCGGGAAUGACCUCCACCGCUGGUGUGGUUGCCUAG